This is a messenger RNA of Oncorhynchus mykiss (rainbow trout), 7299 nucleotides long. Its product is annotated as tyrosine-protein kinase JAK2. Gene Ontology annotation, biological process: cytokine-mediated signaling pathway; cell differentiation; growth hormone receptor signaling pathway via JAK-STAT. Gene Ontology annotation, molecular function: ATP binding; non-membrane spanning protein tyrosine kinase activity; growth hormone receptor binding. Gene Ontology annotation, cellular component: cytoskeleton; cytosol; membrane. The record is from RefSeq and is a predicted model, not a curated record. Lineage: Eukaryota; Metazoa; Chordata; Actinopteri; Salmoniformes; Salmonidae.
UAUCGCACCCUUCCGUCUCCCUACACAACAGUUUUCCAAUGAAGUUUGCAAUGACAUUUCCACUUAAAAUCGUCCUCUCCUCCUUUGAACAGUCGUCACGUCCGGUUCUCGUUGCACGAGCAGUUCGAGUCUUCCAAUGAUCAGUCUAUUGCGGCAUUGCCUUGUCAGUUAGUUGACUAUUACAUGUCACAAUCGAAGUAUAGGCACGUUUAACGCCUUACUGGCUUUUAAUGAAUGUGACACGAAGGAGCCGACAUGAAUGGUGAAGCACGCGGACUGUAACCUUAGCGGUCUUGAUUUCUGCAAAAGUCAUGUCAUUCGGAACAGCGACAACCACGAUAUUCAAAACGGUAACUGUUGGGCAACAUUCACUGAUGGACAUGGAGUCUGCAUUAUGUCCCUCGUCCAAUCAGAACGGCUGCAUCCUGAACCCACUUCCUGUCUCCGAGACCAAACAGGAACAGGAAGUAGCUCCACCUCCCUGUCUGAGGGUGCACCUGUACCACCUGGGCCAGGGCGGAGCCAACAGCCAAGACCUCACCUACCCGGCAGGGGACUAUGUGGCUGAGGAGCUGUGCAUCGACGCGGCCAAGGCAUGCGGCCUGUCACCGUUGUACUGCAGCCUGUUUGGCCUGAUGAGGGAGAGCGACCGCAUGUGGUUCCCACCCAAUCACAUCCUCAAACUCGACCAAUCAGCAAAUGACAGUCUCCUCUUCAGAGUGAGGUACUACUUCCCUGGCUGGUAUGGAGGCUCCUGUUCCCACCGCUAUGGGGUCAACAAGGGAUUGGACAGCCCGGUGUUCGACGAUACCGUCAUGUCCUACCUCUUCGCUCAGUGGCGUAGUGACUUUGUGCAUAGCUGGGUGAUUAUCCCAGUGGACCAUGAGACCCAGGAGGAGUGUCUUGGCAUGGCUGUGUUGGACAUGAUGAGGAUGGCUAAGGAGAGUAGCCAGUCCCCUGUGGACAUCUAUAACGACACCAGCUAUAAGUCGUUCCUGCCCAAGGACAUACGUGCCCAUAUCCAAGAGUACCACUUUGUGACCCGGAAGAGGAUCCGCCAUCGCUUCAGGAAGUUCAUCCAGCAGUUCAGCCAGUGUAAAGCCACGGCUCGUGACCUCAAGCUCAAAUACCUGGUGAACCUGGAGACGCUGCACCCAGCCUUCUACUCAGAGUGCUUCCGUGUCACUGAGUCCUUGGAAGGAGAGGUCACCAUCGUCGUCACAGGAAACAACGGCAUCCAGUGGUCCCGGGAGGAGGAUAAGGAGGCAGACAAGGGUUUCCAGACGUACUGUGAUUUCCCUGAAGUUAUUGACAUCAGCAUCAAACAAGCCAACAAGGAUGGCUCUAUCGAGAGUCGCAUCGUCACCAUCAACAGACAGGACAGUCAGACUCUGGAGCUGGAGUUCCGUUCCCUGUCGGAGGCUCUGUCCUUUGUGUCUUUGGUGGAUGGCUACUACCGGCUCAUAGCAGACGCUCACCACUUCCUGUGUAAAGAGGUGGCGCCCCCUAGGCUGCUGGAGGCCAUUCAGAGUUACUGCCAUGGUCCAGUCUCGAUGGACUUUGCUAUCGGUAAGCUGCGGCGGUCUGGGAAUCACAAGGGUCUGUACAUCCUCCGUAGCAGCCCUAAGGACUACAACAAAUACUUCCUGUCUUUUGUAGUGGGCUGUGACAGCCUAGUUGAGUACAAGCACUGCCAGAUCGUGAAGACAGAUCAGGGAGACUACAUCCUCUCUGGGGCCACGAAGAGUUUUGCUUCUCUGAGGGAGCUGCUCCACCGCUACCAGAAGGAAGCUCUGCGCUCUGACGGAUACAUCUUCCAGUUCACCAAGUGCUGCCCGCCUAAAGCGAAAGACAAGUCUAACCUGUUGGUGUGCCGCAGUAACCAGGGUGCUGAGGUUCCCCUGUCCCCCUCUCUGCACAGACACAACAUCAGCCAGAUGGUCUUCCACAAGAUACGCAAGGAGGAUCUUGUCAUUAAAGACAGUCUGGGUCAGGGGACGUUUACUAAGAUCUUCUGUGGCGUGAGGAAGGAGCUGGGAGACUACGGAGAGAUUCACCAGAUGGACGUCCUUGUUAAGAUCCUGGAUAAGGCUCACCGAAACUACUCUGAGUCGUUCUUUGAAGCCGCCAGUAUGAUGAGCCAGCUAUCCCAUAAGCACCUGCUCCUCACCUAUGGCGUGUGUGUCUGCGGAGAGGAGAACAUGAUGGUGCAGGAAUAUGGGAAGUUUGGCUCCCUGGAUACAUACCUGAAGAAGAAGAAGAGCUCUGUGAACAUCACCUGGAAGCUAGAGGUGGCCAAGCAGCUGGCCUGGGCUAUGCAUUACCUGGAGGACAAGAGCCUGGUCCAUGGGAACGUGUGUGCCAAGAACGUCCUGUUGAUCCGAGAGGAGGACAGGAAGACUGGGAACCCCCCCUUCAUCAAACUGAGUGACCCUGGAAUCAGCAUCACUGUGCUGCCCAAAGAUGUCCUUGUGGAGCGCAUCCCCUGGGUACCUCCAGAGUGUUUAGAGGAGGACAGACAUCUGACUCUGGCUACAGAUAAGUGGGCCUUCGGCACCACUCUGUGGGAGAUCUGUAGUGGAGGAGAAAGGCCACUCAGCACACUGGACUGCUCCAAGAAACGUCUGUUCUAUGAAGACCAUCACCAGCUGCCUGCUCCUAAGUGGACAGAGCUGGCCAACCUGAUCAACAGCUGUAUGGACUAUGAGCCGUCCAACAGACCCUCCUUCAGAGCUGUUAUCAGAGACCUCAACAGCCUCUUCACACCUGACUAUGAGUUGCUGGUGGAGAGUGACAUGGUGCCCAACAGGGCCAGAGGGUUUGGGUUCCCAGGGGCCUUUGAGAAUCAAAACCCUGCUCAGUUUGAAGAGAGACAUCUCAUCUUCCUCAAGCAGCUGGGCAAGGGUAACUUUGGCAGUGUGGAGAUGUGUAGGUAUGACCCUCUGCAGGAUAACACUGGGGAGGUUGUGGCAGUCAAGAAGCUGCAGCACAGCACAGCAGAACACCUCCGAGACUUUGAACGGGAGAUAGAGAUCCUCAAGUCCCUUCAGCAUGACAACAUCGUCAAGUACAAGGGAGUGUGUUACAGUGCUGGCCGGAGGAACCUGCGUCUCAUCAUGGAGUACCUCCCCUACGGCAGUCUGAGGGACUACCUCAUCAAGAACAAGGCCCGCUUCGACUACAAGAAGCUCCUGCACUACGCCUCACAGAUCUGCAAGGGCAUGGACUACCUGGCGACCAAACGCUACAUCCACCGUGACUUGGCCACGCGUAACAUCCUGGUAGAGAGUGAGCUGAGGGUGAAGAUAGGAGACUUUGGCCUUACCAAGGUCCUGCCUCAGGACAAGGACUACUACACUGUCAGAGAGCCGGGAGAGAGCCCCAUCUUCUGGUAUGCCCCAGAGUCUCUGACAGAGAGUAAGUUUUCAGUGGGCUCUGACGUGUGGAGCUUUGGAGUGGUCCUCUAUGAGCUGUUCAGUGACAAGAACUGCAGUCCUCCGGCAGCGUUCAUGGAUAAGAUGGGCCGUGACAAGCAGGGUCAGAUGAUAGUGUAUCACCUCAUAGAUCUCCUGAAGAAAGGAUACAGACUGCCUGCUCCCCAGGGAUGCCCUGAGGAGAUCCAGCACAUGAUGACCGAGUGCUGGAACAUUGACCCAGCCCUGCGGCCCACCUUCGAGAAGUUAGCCCAGACCGUGGACAUGUUCCGGGACAGUAAGGAGGGCUGAGGAACCCUUCCUGGAGGCCUCUGCUGGAGGCGCCUGGCCCAGCCCACACCGAUCACCUGGGUUGUGUUCAUUAGGCACCAAACGGACUGAAAGGGAUUACCUGGACUUGUCCAAUAAGAAACGCUCAGUUUCCUUUUCUGUUGCAAAGCGCUUUGCUACGGUGUGCCCUAAUGAAUACAUCCCUGACGACGCCUCAACUCUAAAAGACGACGACAUUGAAGUCACCUGACCCAACCGUCUUCUGGAGCAGAGCGCAGAAAACGGGGGAGUAUUACCAAUGGUAUUCUGGGACAAAGUCUCAAAAAUGGUCUACUUUGUGAUCUAACCUAGCCACUUUCUCAGGGAUUCUGGGGAUCUCUGAAAUUACCAUAUGCUGUUACUUUGUUGCCGUCAUUUCUCCAUUUGGAGAUGUUUUCACUGUUUGACUUCUUUCAGACUCUGACUCUCUCCAGCACAGAACACCCAGCUGUUGAUGAUGUGUUAACGGCAACACAGAACACCCAGCUGUUGAUGAUGUGUUAACGGCGACACAGAACACCCAGCUGUUGAUGAUGUGUUAACGGCAGCACAGAACACCCAGCUGUUGAUGUGUUAACGGCAACACAGAACACCCAGCUGUUGAUGAUGUGUUAACGGCAACACAGAACACCCAGCUGUUGAUGAUGUGUUAACGGCGACACAGAACACCCAGCUGUUGAUGAUGUGUUAACGGCAGCACAGAACACCCAGCUGUUGAUGUGUUAACGGCAACACAGAACACCCAGCUGUUGAUGUGUUAACGGCAACACAGAACACCCAGCUGUUGAUGUGUUAACGGCAACACAGAACACCCAGCUGUUGAUGUGUUAACGGCAACACAGAACACCCAGCUGUUGAUGUGUUAACGGCAACACAGAACACCCAGCUGUUGAUGUGUUAACGGCAACACAGAACACCCAGCUGUUGAUGUGUUAACGGCAACACAGAACACCCAGCUGUUGAUGAUGUGUUAACGGCAACACAGAACACCCAGCUGUUGAUGAUGUGUUAACGGCAACACAGAACACCCAGCUGUUGAUGAUGUGUUAACGGCAACACAGAACACCCAGCUGUUGAUGAUGUGUUAACGGCAGCACAGAACACCCAGCUGUUGAUGAUGUGUUAACGGCAACACAGAACACCCAGCUGUUGAUGUGUUAACGGCGGCACAGAACACCCAGCUGUUGAUGUGUUAACGGCAACACAGAACACCCAGCUGUUGAUGUGUUAACGGCAACACAGAACACCCAGCUGUUGAUGUGUUAACGGCAACACAGAACACCCAGCUGUUGAUGAUGUGUUAACGGCAACACAGAACACCCAGCUGUUGAUGAUGUGUUAACGGCAACACAGAACACCCAGCUGUUGAUGAUGUGUUAACGGCAGCACAGAACACCCAGCUGUUGAUGUGUUAACGGCAGCACAGAACACCCAGCUGUUGAUGAUGUGUUAACGGCAACACAGAACACCCAGCUGUUGAUGAUGUGUUAACGGCAGCACAGAACACCCAGCUGUUGAUGUGUUAACGGCAACACAGAACACCCAGCUGUUGAUGAUGUGUUAACGGCAACACAGAACACCCAGCUGUUGAUGAUGUGUUAACGGCAACACAGAACACCCAGCUGUUGAUGAUGUGUUAACGGCAACACAGAACACCCAGCUGUUGAUGAUGUGUUAACGGCAGCACAGAACACCCAGCUGUUGAUGAUGUGUUAACGGCAGCACAGAACACCCAGCUGUUGAUGAUGUGUUAACGGCAGCACAGAACACCCAGCUGUUGAUGAUGUGUUAACGGCAACACAGAAGGCACGUGAGGGAAAGCAACACAGAAUAUGUACUGUACAGUUGGUAAAGGAUGGUCAACUGCCUUCUUCCUGAACUCAAGUGGAUUAUGUCAAACCACAUUUCUCUUUUUCACCUAAGGGAAGAACUAAUAAAGCAAUACUGCUUUUAGAGACACAAAGCCGUGGGAGGAAAGGGUGAUGAAAAAACAAUGAAGGGACAUGUUUGACAAAGGGUGCAACCUUUAUUUUAUUUUUUCUCUAAGCACCCGCCUACUUAUCGUCGUACCCUGAAAUCUUGGGCUCUUGCAAAGUAACAUGCAGAAGGAAUUGUUGACUUAUGUGCUUCCCCUUUUAUAAUAUUCUAUAACGUGACAAGUCUAGGAUGCUGUGCACUGCCAGUUGGAAAAUGUCUUCGUUAUAGUGUCGCUACAUAGCAAUAUUUGGAAUGAGACUGACUAAAUGGUGUCGGUGAAAGCAUCAACAGACGAGAAGUGCAGAGAUGAGGUGGAAUUUCAGUUCAUGGACAUUUAAGUAGGUUUGCAGGUUAGCCUAGCGGUUAGAGCAAACGGUCUCUGGUUCGAUUAUCCAAGCCGACAAGGUGAAAAACUGUGCCCUUGAGCGAAGUACUUCAUUUACUCCAGGGGCGUUGUACUACUGUGGUUAAAACAACACAUUUCACUACUCCUAUCUGGUGUGUAACAAAACACAUAGUGCCCCCUUGUGACAAAACACAUAGUGACCCCCUGUGACAAAACACAUAGUGCCCCCCUGUGACAAAACACAUAGUGCCCCCCUGUGACAAAACACAUAGUGCCCCCCUGUGACAAAACACAUGUCCUGUCCUGUGACCUGUCCAUACAGAGUCAUCGUGAAGAACAUGCCCAUAGAGAUGCAAUGUAAUGCUGUCUUUAAUUCUGUCAGAGUGACUCUAUGAUCUGUAACUGUAAAGCAGCAAUGUGGGCUGACAGGCUUUGUUUGUCCCACUACUCUAUUGUAAUAAUGGAGUUUAAUCCAGCGAUCAUCGACUAGAUCCAGAAGCAGGCCGAUAUGUUUUGGUUUUCUUCUUGAGCGGAUGGUCAGAGGGUUGGAACAUAAUUACAAAUAAUUUGUGAACAGCAAAUUGACCGCAAGAAGCACAAACAGAUGUUUGUCUAAAACAUAAUAAUGUCAAACCUUCCUUAAAUUUGUAUACGAUCACAUUGUGUCUAUUAUGCAUGAUGGUAAUACAGAUUUCUUACACAUUUUUUUAAAACAUUUUUGCUCAGAAUAAAACCACCCAUGGUUCAAAUUUGGCCCACGGGCCGCCAGUCGGGGAACCCUGGUUUAAUCUGUCUGCUUGUUUGUUGCUGUCUACCUUUUAUUGAAUGUUAUGGUAGCUGUGCUGACAGUCAUACAUGAUGCCGUCAUGUCAAGGUCAGGGUUUUGUGUGAACAAGUUUUUUUUUUCAUAAAAAAUCAUAACAGGAUCAUGAAGAAGUGGGAAGUAUUUAGAAAAAAAAUAUACAAGUCAGUAUUUCCCUGUGUUUGCGUGUUGAAUGUAAAUCUGCUGUUGUUGAAUAUGAAUAAUAAUCCAUAGGCUAAAUUGAUUGUAAACUAUCAGCUAUUUUAUAUCAAAGCAGUCAAUGUUAUUGCAGAACUGGUCAGAAAUGGCUUUUGUUGCUUUGGGCAACCUUCAUGUUUUUUAUUUAUAGGAGAGCCACUAUUAAAGUUGAACUGCAAUGUUAUUUGGUUGUAGUCAUCCUGUCUUGCCUCACAUUAAACAUAUUAGAUUGA